AUGGCGGGCUUCCUGGAUAACGUCCGCUGGCCGGAGUGUGAGUGCGUGGACUGGAGCGAGCGGAGGAACGCCGUGGCCUCGGUGGUAGCCGGCGUGCUGUUCUCCGCAGGCUGGUGGGUGAUGAUCGACGCGGCCGUGGUGUACGCGAAGCCCGAGCAGCUGAACCCCGCCUUCCACACCUGCGGGGUGUUCUCCACGCUGGCCUUCUUCAUGAUAAACGCCGUGUCCAAUGCCCAGGUGAGAGGCGACAGCUACGAGAGCGGCUGUUUGGGAAGGACAGGUGCCCGCGUCUGGCUCUUCAUCGGCUUCAUGCUGAUGUUCGGGUCGCUCAUCGCUUCCAUGUGGAUCCUCUUUGGCGCCUACGUUACCCAGAAUACCGAUGUUUACCCAGGGCUGGCGGUGUUCUUCCAGAACGCACUCAUAUUCCUAAGCACGCUCGUCUACAAGUUCGGGAGAACUGAAGAGCUGUGGACCUGA
Messenger RNA from Pipistrellus nathusii (Nathusius's pipistrelle), 477 nucleotides. NCBI's taxonomy places the organism in Eukaryota, Metazoa, Chordata, Mammalia, Chiroptera, Vespertilionidae. The record is from the annotation of a GenBank genome assembly.